Hydatigera taeniaeformis is the source of this 426-nucleotide messenger RNA. NCBI's taxonomy places the organism in Eukaryota, Metazoa, Platyhelminthes, Cestoda, Cyclophyllidea, Taeniidae. The record is from the annotation of a GenBank genome assembly.
AUGCUAAUAUUUACUUUAGUCGAACUGGCUCUUAUCAUGGAUCACCUCUAUGGAGGUGUUUGUUACGCGGGAAUUGACAUUGACCCUGAACUAAAGUAUCCUAAAGGAGCAGGGCGAGUUGCUUUUUCAAAUCAGCAGAGUUACAUUUCUGCCAUCAGCGCUCGAUUUGUUCAGUUGCAACACAACGACAUCGACAAACGGGUGGAGGUCAAGCCAUAUGUUUUGGAUAACCAAAUGUGUGAUGAAUGUCAAGGUGCGCGAUGCGGUGGCAAAUUUGCGCCUCUCUUCUGUGCCAAUGUCACAUGUCUUCAAUACUACUGUGAACAGUGUUGGGUUCAGAUACACAGCCGGCAGGGCCGCGAGUACCACAAACCCCUUGUUAAGGAAGGUGCGGAGCGACCUCGUCCAGCCCUCUAUCGCUGGUAG